Parastagonospora nodorum SN15 is the source of this 3177-nucleotide messenger RNA. RefSeq lists its product as hypothetical. NCBI's taxonomy places the organism in Eukaryota, Fungi, Ascomycota, Dothideomycetes, Pleosporales, Phaeosphaeriaceae. The transcript is spliced from 3 exons. Gene Ontology annotation, molecular function: protein binding. The coding region runs from base 1 to 3177 and encodes 1058 amino acids. The record is from RefSeq and is a predicted model, not a curated record.
AUGCUGGCUCAAAAAAUACCUGAAGCCCGGAUCAGCAUCUUCAACUAUACACCUGAUGGAUUCGACAAAGGUCCUGUCAACCAACGUCUCGAUCACAUGGCCAAGAAAUUGUUGCUUGGUCUGGAUCUGGUGUCGGAACUUCCGGUGAAGUGGUCGAAUAUCUUGCAAGAGACGCUGCCGUGCUUCGCGCUUUACUCGACGAGUUCGCCCUGUUGGCUCGGAACGCGCAAAUGCGCCUCUACUGUCUUUUACGAGCAACAAGAGAGCGAGCGCGUCAAGUAUGCCAUAAAAGGCGUUUCCAAAACGACUUCCAAGCGAUCAGAUCGGAUCGUGGACGAGUUGUCCGCAAGGAUCACAUCAGCAGACAGAUUGGGUCUGGCCGCAGACCACUUCCGACUCAACAAGUACGAAAACUCAAAAGACCCCAACUUUACAUAUGUAUCCGAAGAGAUUCCGCGUCAUGACUUUCUAAAAGCGAACAGCAUUCUGAAGUCCAGGCAGAACGCGCAGAUUCAAUCUUUAGUAGAUGAGCGCACGUAUCGCAGCAUGGCCAACCAUUUGACGAAAGGAUUUCCUGAUCUCGACUUGGCCAUCGGAGGCCAGUUUAGAGGCGCGCAGAAGAGUGGAGUUUUAGACCAAGCGACUUUCGUCGAAUGGCAGCACGAAGAGGACACGAACAAGCCGCUGUGGGUUCACGGCAAAGCGGGAAACGGUCAAAGCGCCGUUGCGUCUUCGGCUAUUGAUCACUUGAAGAUGUCCCGGGAGGAGGGCUCAAUCGUCGCUUCAUUCUUCUGCGACCAAAGUGAGAAGCAAAGACGAUCACUUCUCGGGCUGCUCGAGGUCAUCAUUUUCCAAAUUCUUGAAGCAAACAGCGAUCUUGCUGUUCACCUACUGUCAGAUUCAAGAAAGGCUAAAGAGGCUGGGAAGCUGCAGUUCGAUCCGGAAGCUACACUCAAAGUGCAGGUCCUUUGGGAUGCGCUACAGGCGAUGGCAAAGCAGAUCCCUGGAGGAAGCAUCUUCAUUAUCAUUUUCGGCUUGGACCAAUUGUCGGAAGAUGCCCUAGACGACUUUUUCACAUACAUGGAAGAGCUUGCGGAAGCUCCGCUCAUGCAAGAGUCUUACGAGACUGUCCCGAUCAAGUGGAUGCUUCUCAGCCGUACCGGGCGUCCAAAUAUUGUCAAGUUUCUUGAGCCCAGAGCCUUUGAGAUCGAUCUGGAAGACGAACAGAACGUAGCGUUGGUCAGCAACGAUCUAAGACUUCAGAUCUCCGUGAGCGUAGACUCCCUACAACUGCCGUCCUCUUUGGCGUAUUUCGUCAAACGCCACGUACACUCAAGAGCUGAGGACAACGAGAUCUACAUCAAACUUGUGAUACAAGAGCUUAGGAACGCUUGGAAUCCUGGAGUAACGCAGCAUGCUGAAAUUCGCAAAUUGCUUGAAUCGUUUCCGUACGGGCUGACGAAUAUGUUCGAACAUAUCAGGAAACGUGUCCUUGACCCCCGCGCAGAAGGAUUGGAAUACACAAAAGAGAUAUUGCGUUGCCAGAUAUGCGCCUACGUCUCGCCAACGUUACGUGACAUGGCCAUCAUGGCGGGCUUGCCAAAUCACGAUCGCGAAGACCUGGAGAAGCUCAAGACCUACGUUGUCCGCUGUGGCGCUUUUCUCACACUAAGGGGCGACGAUUGGGAUAUUGCAAACCAAACAGUCGAGUGGAUUAACAUAUCUGCGCAAGAACAUCUACAGCAAUACGCAAAGGAGGAUCUUGGCCUGGAGUUGCUAGAUAUGCAGCACGGGAUCAUUGCUCUACGUUGUCUGGAGUACAUAUACGAAGUAUUCCACGACCAAACAUCUAGCGACGAGCAUAAAGAAGACGAGGACGCAGAGGAGCAUGAUGCCAGCGAAGACGACGACGAACACGAUGAUGAUGGGGAGUCCGGAUCUCAAACUUCUAAAGCACACGACACCGACGGCGAAGAUGCAGACAAACAAAGCGACAGCAACUCCAGUACUGGCAACGAUGUCAGCGAUGCAGACAAUACGGACAAAAAAAUGAAUAUCGAAGAAUGCGCUAAAUAUCCCGUAAGGUACUGGGUCGAGCAUGCGAAACGGGCUCCUCGUGAUGUGCUCGAUGAGUUCAAUCUCACACAUUCGUUCUGGCAAGACGAUUCAGAAGCACGACAACAAUGGUGGAAGCUCGUUCCAGAUCUACAUACACACAGUGAUCAAGAAGGCGUAUCUGCUUUACAUGUCGCUGUGAUCCUAAAGUUUUCUGCUCUCGUUGAGUACCUCCUAGAGAACGGCAGAGACGGUGAUGUCCACAAGGAAGACUCGAUCGGGUUCCAACCACUUUACUAUGCGUGCAGAAAUGAUGACGGAGGCAUAGUCGAUACAUUGCUUGGCGCAAGCGCAGACAUCAACUACACGAGUAGCAGCGAACACCCUGCUGCGUUAUUCGCCGCGGCUAAAUUUGGACGUCCGACUAUCCUUAAAACGCUGCUCGAUCGCGAUGCCGACCUUGAUGCCAUAUCACCGGACCAUGGUACAGCCUUGUACGCCGCAAUAGAGAACAACGACAACACAAUCGCACAGCUCCUCUUGAGUCACGGUGCGGAUGUGAAUGUCACUAGCGAAAAUGGCCGAAGAGCGCUAAAUAUUGGUGCAUUUGUCGGCAAUCUUGACGGCGUUCGACUUCUAGUCGCAAACGAAGCUGAUAUUGAUCCCGACGAAGAUUACUGGUACGGUAGUGCAUUGGGCGCUGCGGCCCGCAACGGCCAUUCCGAAAUGGUCGAAUAUCUUCUGUCCAAGGGAUGGAGCGCUCACCGUUCCAUGAAGACUUACGGCAACUUUUUGACAGCAGCUGCUAUGUACAAUCAUCUCGGAGUUGUAGACAUACUUCUCAAAAAAGAGGAGAGGGUGCCUGUCCUUGAGAUGGCCCUUCAAGCCGCCUCCCAAAGAGGUUAUGCGCCUGUUGUCAAGGCGAUCUUGACCAAGAAUCCCAAUCUCCGACUUCGCAAAUCAUUUGCUCAAGCCGCGUAUCACGGCAGAACCGAAGUACUGAAGCUGCUGUUCGAGCAAGACGUCAUCACAACGAACAAGGAGAGACUGUUGAGCUGCUUCUUGCCCAUGGCGCGAAUCCAAAUGCAGAAGGGCCUACGUAAGUGCACAGAACGACCAUGA